AGUAUGUACAGAGAAGAGUACGUACUCUAUACAACCGGCAAAGCAGAAUACCAACCCUAUACUUGCAUAUAACCCAAAACGUACGCAUCAGAUGUCUAAAUUUAAAUAUACCUGGGCAGAAUACAGGUCCUCACCAAAAGAUGAGCAGCGAACCCUUGGUCCGUAAUUUCCAGCAGCUCAGCCGUCGCGACGGUCCCUUAGUGGGAGGGGAGGGACUCCUCCCUGGGCAAACAACAUCCGAGAGACGGUGGCAGGCAGCUCUCCUGGCGAUUCUCGCUUCCCAGUUUACAGAAUACUCCGACGGGUUCUCUGUCGGCUCCUAGGCCUUGACCGUGACUCAAGAGGAGCUUGCGGGCCUGUUUUAACGAACAGAUGGUUUCGCAGGUCAUCUCUUGCGUGUCGGAAGGCCCGGUGCAAGGU
Molecule: messenger RNA, 420 nt
Organism: Aspergillus ochraceoroseus IBT 24754
Lineage: Eukaryota; Fungi; Ascomycota; Eurotiomycetes; Eurotiales; Aspergillaceae
Exons: 1
Coding region: 141-323 (60 amino acids)
Source: RefSeq, a predicted model, not a curated record